This is a messenger RNA of Vicia villosa (hairy vetch), 2900 nucleotides long. RefSeq lists its product as uncharacterized. The coding region runs from base 520 to 2559 and encodes 679 amino acids. NCBI's taxonomy places the organism in Eukaryota, Viridiplantae, Streptophyta, Magnoliopsida, Fabales, Fabaceae. The record is from RefSeq and is a predicted model, not a curated record. The transcript has 2 exons.
ACCCUAGAAAUGAGGUAUUAAAUUUGGCCAUAGCGUACGCCCACAGUCUAACAGUAAACACGCGCCUCUUCAUCCUUAUUGCUGCUACCUCACCUCACUCUUUCUUUCUUCACCCUUCUCUUCUCUUCUCUGUCGGCCUCUCUUCUCUUUCCCCAAUUCCACAAACCCUAGAUAUCACAACCACUUCCCCAAUUCCAAAAUCCAAAUCCAAAUCAAAUCGAAUCGAGAUACUAGUCAUAGGAUGCUUGCUUCCUCUGUGGGUUUUGGAAGGUGUCAGAUGUCAUUGGGUUGAUUUUUAUUUUCAACAACUGAUAAACUCCAUCUCGGUUUAAUUCUUCUAUAUAUUAGAUGGAUCGACGUGAUACAUCGGGAUUUGUUAGCGGGGGUGCAUUGUACUCUUGUGGACACAUCUAACCCUAACUUUGUAGAUAUAAAUCCCUUUUUUUGUGUCAGAAUUUAGGCAAGCUGUUCUGUUGAAAUUCAUAAAUAGGAUUAGAUAUUUAUUUUUGCAGUUGUUUUAUGGAAUCAAGAUUCUCGCACUUGGGAUUUCGUGUUGAUAGUUCUGCAAAUGCAUUUAAGAUUUUAGGCAGUUCUAUGCAAGUUGAAGGAAAUCGAGCUGGUUAUUAUGGUACAGAUACUGUGUUGCGACUUGAUUCCCCUGGUACUUCAAUUCCCUCCCACAAGCCUUCCUUUAGGGGAACAAAAAGGAAGUGGGAUUUAAUUGAUGGAGGUAUGGGUCAGACUGUUGGCUCUUCCUUGUCACUUGGACUUGGGCGUUCAACCAGUUCAUCAGACAGCAAGGGAAGUUCAGCUGUUGCUUGCACUGCUAUGUCUUCAGGCAAAGAUAUUGAGGAGGAAUCAUCUAUGGAUAUUGAACUGGACUUUACACUUAAUCUCGGCUGUGAGAAGUUACAUAGCCUUAAGAAACCAGUUGAUUCCAAUAUGAAGACAUUGGAGUUGCAACCAAAGUUCGAUUUGGAGCUUAGCCUUUCCACCAGACCCUGCGAGUCAGAUAUUACAAGUGCUCAUCUAAACCCAUCCCUUCUUCAAUUGAAUAUGGAGGCGGCAUCAGUAUUCAGUGGGGCACAACAUCCAGAUGAGGGAUCUACUUCAUGCAGUUGGAAGCCGGGGGUUGUUUUGCCAUCUCUAAAGGCAUCAUUCAAUUCGGAGACGAGUUUUCUUUUUAAUCAGGCUCCAAAGCAGUUUGAUCAUAGUCCAAUUGUUCUGGACCACUCCUCAUCAGGACCAAAAAGUUCAGUCACCUGUGUUUCUGGGCUAACCCAUCAGCCACAGCCACCUCAUCGUCACGGCAAUUCCAAGAUAUGUCAAGUUGAGGGAUGUGGAAAGGGAGCCAGAGGUGCCUCUGGGCGAUGCAUAUCUCAUGGUGGUGGUAGGAGGUGUCAGAAACCUGGCUGCCAUAAAGGAGCUGAGGGUCGUACAGUAUACUGCAAGGCCCAUGGAGGUGGCAGGCGAUGUGAAUACCUUGGUUGCACAAAGAGUGCAGAAGGACGGACAGAUUUCUGUAUUGCCCAUGGUGGUGGCCGGAGAUGCAGCCAUGAUGGCUGUUCUAGAGCUGCCAGAGGGAAAUCUGGACUGUGUAUCCGGCAUGGUGGUGGCAAGAGGUGCCAGAGAGAAAAUUGCACCAAGAGUGCAGAAGGCCUGUCAGGUCUUUGCAUCUCGCAUGGUGGAGGACGUCGAUGCCAAGUUUCUGGAUGUACAAAAGGGGCACAGGGGAGCACCAUGUUUUGCAAAGCACAUGGUGGAGGAAAGCGGUGUACAGCACCAGGAUGCACUAAGGGUGCUGAGGGGAGCACCCCCUUCUGUAAGGGCCACGGUGGAGGGAAACGUUGUACGUACCAGGGUGGUGGAAUUUGCUCUAAAAGUGUUCAUGGAGGUACCAACUUCUGUGUGGCACAUGGGGGUGGAAAGAGGUGUGCAGUAGCAGGCUGCACUAAGAGUGCCAGAGGAAGGACUGAUCACUGUGUCCGCCAUGGGGGAGGCAAGAGAUGCAAGUUUGAUGGGUGUGGAAAGAGUGCACAAGGAAGCACUGACUUCUGCAAGGCACAUGGGGGAGGCAAGAGAUGCUCGUGGGGCCAUCCUGGGUCAGAAUAUGCCACCCAACCAGAUGGUCCUUGUACUUCAUUUGCAAGGGGGAAAACAGGUCUAUGUGCACUUCAUAGUGGACUAGUGCAUGAUAGGAGGGUUCAUGGAGGUCUCUCUUUGGGAUCUGUUCAGGAUCCUCGCUCUAGCAAGCCAGAUCAACUAAGGCAGGUACUCCUUAACAAAGAAAUAGAACUGGCUAUGAUGAAAACAGGGAGUAGCUUUGGUACUGCUCACAUGAACCAACUAGAAAUUGCAAGUGCUUGUGCCUCAGCUGAGGAAGGUGGCCACUUUUCUAUGUCAGUUGCCGUUCCUGAAGGCAGGGUGCAUGGCGGAAGUCUGAUGGCAAUGCUGACAGCGAGUUCUGGCAGCGGUACAAGCAGUGGCAAAGCUCUAGCUAGCAUGGAUCCAUCCAUGCCAAUGAAAGGUUACAAUAUCAUGCCCCGGAAUUGGAUUUAAGACUAGUUACUAGUUAUCGACUAUGUUGUUAUGGUUUCUUUAUUUAUAACAUAAUGUAUUAGUAUUUUACUCUCGUUAUCCCCUUUGACGUUAGAUUAUGAACAAUCAGUUGUUUCGACAAUCUAAACGUAGGGGAUAUCGGGGUAAGACAUUGUACUGUUAGGUAGUUUGGUGAUGUUCUUUUCCCAUUCCUAGUUGCUGUGUAAAUAUUAUUACAUCUGAUGAAAUGUCUAGCAGGUUGUGAAUACAUGUUUGCUACCUGUAAGGACACUGUAGUGUGCCAUGUAUUCUAUUCAAUAAUUUAAUAAUAAAGCCAUCCUGAAUCGUAUUUGGUUAUUAAA